AAGAGGAGGAGGUGACAUACACAGUCAUUGAUCAGUUCCAGCAGAAGUUUGGUGCUGCAAUGCUCCACAUCAAGAAGCAGAGUGUCCUGAGUGUAGCUGCUGAAGGGGCUAAUGUGUGUCGCCAUGGGAAGCUGUGUUGGCUUCAGGUGGCCACAAAUAGCCGAGUUUACUUAUUUGACAUUUUCCUUCUGGGAAGUCGAGCUUUCAACAAUGGACUUCAGAUGAUAUUAGAAGACAAAAGAAUUUUAAAGGUUAUCCAUGAUUGUCGUUGGCUUUCUGAUUGCCUUUUUCAUCAGUAUGGGAUUACGCUGAAUAAUGUCUUUGACACCCAGGUACAUAAUGGGAAACAUUGUGUUCAAACCAGUGCAUGUAGGUUCUGUUAAGUGCUGAAAAUCUUUUUGGUGUGUGCCUCUCUCCUUCCCACUUCUCAUGUUUGUACAGGAUUUGAGAACAUUUGGUAAACUACAAAAAACACUGCA
Molecule: messenger RNA, 479 nt
Organism: Chinchilla lanigera (long-tailed chinchilla)
Lineage: Eukaryota; Metazoa; Chordata; Mammalia; Rodentia; Chinchillidae
Product: exonuclease 3'-5' domain-containing protein 1-like
Biological process (GO): nucleobase-containing compound metabolic process
Molecular function (GO): nucleic acid binding; 3'-5' exonuclease activity
Source: RefSeq, a predicted model, not a curated record